This is a messenger RNA of Neltuma alba, 858 nucleotides long. RefSeq lists its product as uncharacterized. The record is from RefSeq and is a predicted model, not a curated record. The transcript has a single exon. NCBI's taxonomy places the organism in Eukaryota, Viridiplantae, Streptophyta, Magnoliopsida, Fabales, Fabaceae. Bases 30 to 614 code for a protein of 194 amino acids.
CCAGCUUGUUUAGUUCAUACGGAUAAGGCAUGGCGUCCACUCCGCUACUCUCACCCUCCUCCGCCGCCGUAACGCACCAAUCUCUUCCAUCUUCUUCCAAUUCUCUCUUCCCUGUUUUCUCUUCCAAGCCCAUCGCGAAAUCCCUCCGGCCAUUCACGAGGCUCCACGUGUCCUCUCCGACCAACAAGUCCGCCGCAGCCGCUCCAUCAGCCCCUAAAAAACCCGCCGGGGAAACCGUCUUCUUUGACGGCGGCGCCCACUAUGGGGACCUCCUAGCCAACCUCCUUCUCGGUUUCACUCUCCUAUGGUUGCCCUUAACCCUCGCCGCGGUUUCCAGGGCGUUCUACCUCAGAUACCGGUUCACCAACCUCCGGGUCACAGUGAUUUCGGGUCUUACGGGUCAGGACCGAAGCGAUUUCUCGUACAAGGUGAUUAAGGACGUUCAGGUGGUGCCCAGAUUCAUCGGCGAGUGGGGCGACGUAGUGAUUACUCUCAAGGAUGGGACUAAGGUUGACCUGAGAAGCGUCCCUAAGUUCAGAGAAAUCGCCAAGUAUUGCCUCGCCAUGGCAGAGAAGCCUGUCGUUUUGAAGGAAUCUGGGCCUAAAGGGUUCUAGAAUUUUCCCAAAAGGUAUGUAUUCUGUGAAUGUAAGAUUUCCAAUUUUAUUAUAGACAAUAAGCUUUUUUUUUUUUUUUUUUUUGCGGCUGGUAAUGUUAUAAGCUAUGCAUAGUUCUCUUGGAUAUUCAUUUCAUACUUACAAUGUGGCUUAAAUUAAUUUGCUUCUUGUAUCUUAUUCGUCAUGUAUCCAUCCAAACUGAUGAACGCAUAUCUUAGGAAUCUAAAGAUUGUGAUUCCCAGAA